This is a messenger RNA of Biomphalaria glabrata, 1403 nucleotides long. RefSeq names its product glutathione S-transferase omega-1-like. Lineage: Eukaryota; Metazoa; Mollusca; Gastropoda; Planorbidae. Gene Ontology annotation, biological process: glutathione metabolic process. Gene Ontology annotation, molecular function: glutathione transferase activity; glutathione dehydrogenase (ascorbate) activity. Gene Ontology annotation, cellular component: cytoplasm. The transcript has 5 exons. Bases 196 to 918 code for a protein of 240 amino acids. The record is from RefSeq and is a predicted model, not a curated record.
UGUGUGACUACACUCACUGCGAUUGGCGUUGGUUUGUUGAUUUUAGAUCUACUGUCGGCGAAUGUGGAGAACAACGUCACUAUUUAUGCCACUAGACCUAGUUCUAUUACUUCUAUAAUAGAAAGGUUAACAGCACCCAGCAGAAUAAAGUACUUACAAUAGUGUUAAUAUAGAAUUUGCACUAGACUAACUACAAUGACUCAAAAGUCGUAUGCAACAGGUUCUGCCUUUCCACCACUUAAACCUGGUGUGCUGCGACUAUAUAGCAUGAGGUUUUGUCCUUUCGCUCAGAGAACUCGUUUGGUCUUGGCACAUAAAAAUAUUCCCUUUGAAACCAUCAAUAUUCAUCUUUUAAAGAAGCCAGAUUGGUUUUUGGAGAAAAACCCUAAUGGCACAGUUCCAGUAUUGGAGCUAGAUAACAAGAUUAUCUAUGAGUCAACAGCUACUUGUGAAUGGUUGGAUGAUGUAUACACACAGAACAGACUCCAACCCACUGAUCCUUAUGUUAAAGCCUGGGACAGGAUUCUUUUAGAAUAUUUUGGCAAGGUGACUGGUGCAUUUUACGGUUUCCUGAAAAAUGCUAGUGAAAGAGAAACUCAUGUGAAAGACAUGCAGAAACAUUUCCAAUUUUACAAUGAUAUCUUAGUUAAAAGAGGUGGUCCAUAUUUUGGAGGCAAAAGUCCUUCAUUGAUAGACUUUUACAUCUGGCCUUUUUUUGAGAGACUUUCUGGUUUGGCUACUUUGGAUCCCAGAAUUGCUGUAGAUAAGAAAGCUUUUCCAAAGUUGGGAGCUUGGAAUGAUGCCAUGCUUCAAGUGCCUGCUGUGAAAUCUCUCCUGUGGGAUGGCAAAACUCACCUGCAGUUCUUGUCAUCCUAUGGGACUGGCAAUCCAGAUUUUGACAUGGGUUUGGAGGAAUAAAAAUGUCAACACUAUUCAAUAAUCAUUUUUACUUUUACAUGACUUUAGUACUUGUUUCAACAGUUUUUGUUCAUGCCUUAGACUAAUGUGGUAGCAUUUAUCCUUCCAAUGUUAAUCACCUGCUAGAAGAAUGAAGUCAAGGUGAUGUGAUAUUGUGAUAUUUAUAUUUUUAAAAUAUAUUUUUCUAUGUCCAGUGGAUCAAAAUUUAUUGAUGAAUUGCUUUUUUACAUUAUAUAAGGGUAUUUGCACAAUUUUUAUUUUUAGUUUUUAUACAAAUAUAUUUUUAUUAUGUUUCUGAGUGUAUACAGUAUACGUCAAUCAAUCUAUUAGCAUUUUUGUUUCGUUUUCAUUUCUAGUAGAUUGCAAUUUUUUGUCUAUGUGCUUACAUAUAUUUCCAUGUAUUUAAUAGAUUCUUUGUUCUACAUUGUUAUAAGCAACAACAACAAAGUUACUGCUAUGAAAUAAAAAUUUUAAAAAUCUUGGUA